CAACGGAUGAAUUAAAUACUUAACUCUGGAACUUCGUUUUGGCCUCUUCCGCACUUGUCACGGAGAGAGAGAAAAAUAGAAGCCAAGAAAUAAGAAAAACAAGAAUGAAAUAAUAGCUCUUCUGUAGUUAAGACUUAAAGAAGGGAGAGAAGGGGGGACGAGCGGAUCGAAUACUCGCCUGUUUCUAUCGCUGCUGCCUCUGCCCCUAGGGUUUUUUCGGUCCCCAGGAGGGACGGAUGGAUGCGGGAGCUCAGCCCUCCGACGCCGACAUGGCGGAGGCGGGGCCGCCCCCUGGGGGGCCGGCGCCGCCGGCCGCUGCAGCGCCGCCUCCGCCCGGGCUGGAAAGCAUUCAGGCGACGCUCAGCCACGGCGGGAGCUUCAUCCAGUACAACAUCUUCGGGAACAUUUUCGAGGUGACCUCCAAAUACAAGCCCCCCAUCAUGCCCAUCGGAAAGGGUGCCUACGGGAUCGUCUGCUCGGCUUGGAAUUCGGAGACAGGUGAGCAAGUAGCGAUCAAGAAGAUCGCCAACGCUUUCGAUAACAGGAUCGACGCAAAGAGGACGCUGCGUGAGAUAAAGCUUCUUAGGCACAUGGAUCAUGAAAAUGUUGUCGCUAUCAGAGAUAUAAUACCACCUCCUGUGCGGGAAAUAUUCAAUGAUGUCUACAUUGCUUAUGAAUUAAUGGAUACUGAUCUCCAUCAAAUUAUACGCUCAAAUCAAGCUUUGUCCGAGGAACACUGUCAGUAUUUCCUUUAUCAGAUACUUCGUGGAUUAAAAUAUAUACAUUCAGCUAAUGUUCUUCACAGAGACUUAAAACCAAGCAACCUCCUCUUAAAUGCUAACUGUGAUUUAAAGAUUUGUGACUUUGGACUUGCGCGUACUACCUCAGAAACUGAUUUCAUGACAGAGUAUGUUGUAACAAGAUGGUACAGAGCACCAGAGCUAUUGUUGAAUUCUUCAGAGUAUACUGCGGCAAUUGAUGUGUGGUCUGUUGGCUGCAUUUUUAUGGAACUGAUGGACCGGAAACCUUUAUUUCCAGGAAGGGACCAUGUCCACCAGCUACGUUUACUAAUGGAGCUUAUAGGCACUCCAAAUGAGGCUGAUUUGGAUUUUGUGAAUGAAAAUGCAAGAAGAUAUAUUCACCAACUUCCUCGCCAUGCACGGCAAUCCUUCCCUCAAAAGUUCCCCCAUGUUCACCCUUUAGCUAUUGAUCUUGUUGAAAAGAUGUUAACAUUUGAUCCUAGACAGAGAAUAACUGUUGAAGAUGCACUGGCACAUCCCUAUUUGGCAUCCUUGCAUGACAUUAGCGACGAACCUGUCUGCAUGACACCCUUCAGCUUUGAUUUUGAGCAGCAUGCUCUCUCAGAAGAACAAAUGAAAGAGCUAAUCUACCGGGAGGCUCUCGCAUUCAACCCUGAGCACCGACAACAAUAAGAGUUUCCAACGGUCCGGUUUGUUGACCCUUGUGACCUUUGAUCAGCGCAAUUCAUGUGGCUUUUGCAUGCAACUGCUACUGAUUCGUCCAUGUAUAUAUAUGUGCUUCAGCAGAGCUUUUUGAUUCUAUUUGGUGGCUGUGAUCUGAUAGGCAGGGACUUGGAGUGGGAGGAUAUUUAUGGGUGAUUGUAUGGAUGCUUGUGCGUCUGUAUGAUACUUUUUAUGGUUAUUUAAAUGUGACUUGUUUCUACUUUCUCUAGUCAGUAUAAAUAAUGAAAAUCUAUGCUUGCCAUA
Messenger RNA from Phoenix dactylifera (date palm), 1727 nucleotides. RefSeq names its product mitogen-activated protein kinase 1. The record is from RefSeq and is a predicted model, not a curated record. Lineage: Eukaryota; Viridiplantae; Streptophyta; Magnoliopsida; Arecales; Arecaceae. Gene Ontology annotation, biological process: protein phosphorylation. Gene Ontology annotation, molecular function: ATP binding; MAP kinase activity.